AUGUUAAUACAAAAUGGUAUUACAAUAGCUGGAGAAAAUAGAUUUCGCAAUGGACUUGAUCAACUGAAUCGUCCAUCCAGCAUAUCUAUUGAUGAGAAUGAAACUAUGUAUAUUGCUUAUUAUGGUAAUCAUCUUAUUGUAAAAUGGAAAAUUGGAGCAAAGAAAGGUCGUGUAACUACUAGAGAUAGUGUUGAAUUAUAUGAUCCAUUAACAAGAAAGUGGUCAUCAAUUGAUAGUUUGAUAAAUAUACGAGGAAGUCAUACAGGAACUAUUUUAAUAGAUGGAAAAGUAUUAAUUGCAGGUGGAUAUAAUCGAAUUAAUGGUUCUCUAGCUACUGCUGAAUUAUAUGAUCCAAGAUCAGGUACUUGGACAAUUACUGGUAAAAUGAAAAUAGCACGAAUGGACCAUACAGCAUGCCUUUUAAAAAAUGGAAAAGUAUUAGUAGCAGGGGGUUCGGAUAUUACUGCAGAAUUAUAUGAUCCAAUAAGUGGAAAUUGGUCUUAUACUGAUAGUAUGCGUUACGUCAGAAAACAACAUACAGCAACUCUAUUACCUAAUGGAAAUGUUUUAGUUACAGGUGGAUUUAAUACCGAUGCCACAAAUCGAGUGGAAAUUUAUGAUCCAUUAAUAAGAAAAUGGACAACAACUUUUGAAAGAAUGAAUUAUGAACGUUAUAUGCAUUACAGCAUCAUUAUUACCUAA
Messenger RNA from Adineta ricciae, 702 nucleotides. NCBI's taxonomy places the organism in Eukaryota, Metazoa, Rotifera, Eurotatoria, Adinetida, Adinetidae. The record is from the annotation of a GenBank genome assembly.